Molecule: messenger RNA, 6070 nt
Organism: Dama dama (fallow deer)
Lineage: Eukaryota; Metazoa; Chordata; Mammalia; Artiodactyla; Cervidae
Gene: SERTAD2
Product: SERTA domain containing 2
Exons: 3
Coding region: 818-1771 (317 amino acids)
Cellular component (GO): nucleus
Molecular function (GO): transcription regulator activity
Source: RefSeq, a predicted model, not a curated record
AAGCCAUCAAUCCAAUUAAAUGUCCUGAGCUAGCCGAGCAGGCGGUGCUGCUGCCGCGGCCGCUCGCCCCGCCGCGGCCGCCCCAGCUCGCAGCUCCCCUCUGAUCCAUGGCUGUCUGUCUGUACUUGUUACCGUGUAACCUCCUCCUCCGCCUCCUCCGCCUCCUCCUCGGGAGCCGCUGCAACUUCCCCUCAGCCAGCCUCCUCCUCCGCUCGGGGACUGCAAAGGCAUGGGAUAGACCUAGAGCCACUUCUGUCACCCUUCCAGCCCUCGCUCAGUCUCCCCCCUUUAAAUUAAAGUCUCACCCUCGCAUCUCAUCGUUUUAGAGGUUUAUUUGUCAGUCUUUUUAUUUCCCCGGGUUUUAUUUUCCCUCCCUGGGGCAGGGGGUCGCAGGGGCCGGUGGGCUUAUUUUAGGGAAGGGGCUUUCCCCUCCACCCCCCUCGUUGCUCCUCGUCCCUUUUCGGCAGUGACUUGAUUUCCCUGCUCCGCUCCGCUCCCACCCCUCGAACUCACCGUCCUGCACUCGAGUGACGCACCGACACCCCCCGCCCACAGCCCAGACGUCCCCUCCCUCGCUGCCACCCCGACCCGUCUCGGAGCCGGACCCGGUGCCGACUUCGCUGAAGGUCUGACCUAAUGCCUUAAGUAAGUGGAGCUCCAUCUACUCUCCAGUGUGUAUCCCGAACCUGCACAUGAGAUUCAUCACGGCCGACAGCAGUGCACGAGGCCUGACGGCGAGGAGCAAGGGAGCUCGCCUUGCAAUACCAGGGACCGCUGGUGCAGUACUGAAUUUAAUGGGCGUUAUCUAAUUAAAUAUAUGUUGGGGAAAGGAGGAAAACGGAAGUUUGACGAGCAUGAAGAUGGGCUGGAAGGCAAAAUCGUGUCCCCGUCAGACGGUCCGUCCAAGGUGUCUUACACCUUACAGCGCCAGACUAUCUUCAACAUUUCCCUUAUGAAGCUCUACAACCACAGGCCCCUCACCGAGCCCAGCCUGCAAAAGACCGUGCUCAUCAACAACAUGUUGCGGCGCAUUCAGGAGGAGCUGAAGCAGGAGGGCAGCCUGCGGCCCGCGUUCCCCGCCUCCUCGCCGCCCGCCGCCGCCGCCGCCGCCGACCCGCUGGGCUCCAGCUCCCGGGAGGCGCCGCCCGCCUUCAGCCAGCCCGCUCCCGCGCCCUCCGAGCUGGGCGGCGCCGCGGCCCUGGAGGCCUGCCUCACCCCCGCCUCGCUGCUAGAGGACGACGACCCGGACGCGCUUUGCACUUCCUCGCCGGCCGCCCCCGCCAGACUCGCGCCUCCCGCCCUCCUCCCGCCGGAAAAGGACAGCUUCUCCUCCGCCCUGGACGAGAUCGAGGAGCUCUGUCCCACAUCUACCUCCACGGAGGCCACGGAGGCCGACGGCCCGAAAGGGGACUCCUCCUCCAGCGGGCCCGGCGCGCCUCAGAGACCCGAGGGGCUGCAGGACGGCGGCCGGCCCGAGGACGCGAAACUGAUGGACUCGCUGCCUGGAAACUUUGAGAUCACUGCGUCCACGGGCUUCCUCACAGACUUGACCCUGGACGACAUCCUGUUCGCCGACAUUGACACGUCCAUGUACGACUUCGACCCCUGCACGUCCGCGUCGGGGACCGCCUCCAAGAUGUCCCCCGUGUCGGCCGACGACCUCCUCAAGACGCUGGCCCCCUACAGCAGCCAGCCCGUCGCCCCGAGCCAGCCUUUCAAGAUGGACCUCACGGAGCUGGACCACAUCAUGGAGGUGCUGGUCGGGUCCUGAGCCCCGGGGCCCCCCGCACCUGCCCCCCACCCCCCACCCCCCCGCACCCCGACAGCUCUCCGCACUGUGCAUGCACCCUUGCUUGCCUUUUUCUGAGACGAACAUUCUACAAAAGGAUCACACUAGUUUUUGCUUUGAGCAGAGUUGGAGUGCCUUCAUCCAAGUAUGACCACUUUUAAUACGCUUUUCUUGAGUGGUUCAUCAGAGACCUACUACCCGGGAAUAAGAAAGAAUACAGUUGAAGACGAUGUGGCUGUGUUGAAUGACAAAAACAGUUCAAGUGAAGCACAAGGAAUAAGUUGGGAAAGCUGUAAAUUGCAUGUGCAUAUUUGUCUAUUUUUUCUAUAAGUUUUAUUGCAAGAGGUAAAAAAAAAAUAUAUAUAUAUAUAUAUAUAUUAUUUAGAUAAUCUCAGUACCUUUUCUGGCAUUUUCGCCCUGUAUAGGUUGACUUGGCAAUUCAGCCUUUUUAGAGGCAUUAACUACUCCUCUUAAGUGUUGCAUUUACAUGGCUGUUUAGAAACUGCUGCCCAAAUUUAUUUUAUAUUUUUGUACAGAUUCUGCAGUUUAUGAUAUUGUUUUUCUAAAAACAAAUGCUGUUUAUACAUAUGAGAUAGCUAUUUUGAUAGGAUUUGCUCACAUAGUUCCUGCAAACUUCAGAUGUACAAGUUGCACUUGUACUUUUAUAGAGUUGUAAUGUUUUAUAUGUGUUUGGUGCAAAGAGAAAAUUUGAUCAAAUCAAUCUGCAAUUGAUGUCCCCAGAUGCAAACACACACACAUACACACACACAGCGCUUUAAAAAGGGCCAGGAGAUAUCACACCCAAAUUUCAUGAGCACUGACCCCCUGGCAUGAACACCCGCCAGCACUGUGACUUCCAAAGCCAGAGCCACGUGGGCUCAUCAAGCUUGCAUUAAACAGUUGGCGGGAGGCAGCCAUGGAGCUUCCAGUUUACAUGAUGGUUCUCUUUCGCUUGCUGUCUGAAGGGGAAAGCUACCAAGUACUCUUAUUUAUGCCAAGUCUGCGCUUUUAAUUGUUUUUAUUUUUUUUUUAAACAAAACCCCAGAUCUUUCCCUUUUUGGCAUAAUUUUUAUGAAGACCUGAAAUUUUACACGCGAACAGAAUUUUAUGAAAAGCGACCAACCUCUUCAUGGAACUAAACCCUAUUGCAAUGCUUAGGGCUCACCGAGAAGGAACUCUUCCCCCGGAAGGCAUCCAUCAUGUUGCUCAGUUGUCUUUUCCGGCUUCCCUUCCCUAGAGCUUUCAUUCCCUCUGUUGCUAAGUGCUGAAAAUGGCAUCUUCAUGAUCACCACAGUGAGCCUGACUCUCCUCGGCCCAGCCUGGGAUGCCCUCAUGUGACACCCAUGGCUCUUGAACCUGGAGUUGGCCCCAUUACAUCACGGCCUCUGAUCUGGUUGCUUUCUUGAAUCAACUGCUUUAACUUCACUUUACAAGGCUGUUUUACCCAAAUACACAGACAGGACUUUCUAUGCAUGUUCCCCUCUCCCGCUACUUUGCCAUCCUCUCUCUGCCAGGAGAACUAGCUUUUUAUUCCUAGUGAUGUACUUUUAAUUUUAAAAUGUUUGCGAUGUAUCAUGCUUGUUGCCGAAAUUGUUUAUGGCCUUUCUGUUUCAGUUUUUUCUUUUCUUCCAAUGGUACUUUAGCUGGUUACAACCUAUAUUGUUGAAACGCAGAUGGCUUCUUUAGGAAUAACUUUUAUAUUUAUUUAAGAAUUUUUAAAUUAUGGGAUUUGUGUUGUUGUCGUUGUCUUUGUUGUUUGGUCAUUUGUCAAUAUUCAGUCACCAAUUCUGCUCACUUCUUGCCAUGGAUAAAAUUGAGUCUUUCUGGCCAAUUAAAAAAAGACAGCUUUAUAAAAUGGCACUUUAAACAAGCCAUAGAUAGUUUUAUUUUUAUAAUGCACAUGGCAAAGCAAAUACAUUUGUGAUGAAGGAACUGCUCAUCUAAGCAAAAGAUUCGUGUAUGAUAUGAUUAAAUAUUUCUACAUUCUGAUUUACUCCCCCCCACCCCAGCCCCCACCUAAAUGUGUUUUUAAAGGCUAAUUAUCAACUCAUUCAAGCAGUGAGAAACCGAUCAAAUUGCACUGUUCUCCUGUGAGCACCCUCCACCAGACACCUCUUAACUACUACAGAUGUGUCAUUCCCUGUAAUAGGACCAGGGACCAUAUAGUUAAGGUGAGGGUUUUUGUAGAUGCUUCCAGUGUCACUGUACCUGUCCAUUUGAAGGGCUUCCUUUUCCUGUAGAGAACAAGACCGCCCAGACGCCAUGCUUCUGCUAGCUGGAGGACCCGGCAAACCCUCCACAUGCCGCACACAUACACAUACGUGUCCGUGCACAAUAGUGUUGAUUAUUCCGGACAAUAACAGGGUAAGGCGGCUGAUUUGCCAUUGUUAAAAACUGAUUGAUAGUAACUUAGAACAACUGUACUUUGGUUGGAUUAGCAAAUCGUGUGUUUAAACAAGUCCCAUAUGUUGGGCAGCAGUUCAGAUAAGCACUGCGAGAUGUUGCCCACACGUGGUUCUCCCCCUCUCCCACAUUGGUAAGGCUGGGCUUCAAGAUCAAAACAAAAACCCCCAACAGCAGCACGCAAGUGCUUUUUAACUCUGGACACCCUUGCCAUGAAUUCUUGGUAUUCAAGGUCUAAUGAGGAAGAACAUGGGAAGUUAGUGGCCCUUUUUCGAAAGGACAAAACCACCUAGUGUUCCAGUUAUCUUUGUGUCUUAUUUUGACAAAGCGAUGUCCCAACAGGGAAGAACGUGAGCCUGUGUGUGAUCUCCGAGUCCCAGUUCAAGCGUGGGACGUGUGUCCACAUGCCACCCGGCGGCAGUGCCUUCCCCCUCCUGAAGGACACCAUGUGGGUUUCAGAGUCAGGCAGGCAGUGUGAGGUGCCUUUACGAGAGCGACAUGCUGGGUGGGGCUGGGAGAGGACAAUUAUUGACAGUGAUGUGCAAUGAAGUGACAAGAUGAGAGCAGAAUAAUAAGAGCUUUGAAUUUGAAGUGAUUUUUUUCAUAAGUUAUUUAUUCCUUUUUUUUUUUUCUGUGUAAAUAUAUUUAUUUUACUGUGGAGCUCUAACAACAUCUGGAUGGUAACAUGUGCAGAAUGUAAGUAGGAAUGUAUUCUCCUGUAGGAAUGUCAAUCUGUACUAGAAGGGGGUCUGAGCCAGACCCCUGGGUCUUCUCAUCGUAUGCACAGUCCACGUUCAUUUUUACUCUCUCCUGUAAAAUAUGGGUCUAUUUGAAAUAUGCAAGAGGUAUGGAUGAGGAAUGUUUUAAUACCUCCAAAUUUUUAAGAAAAUCAAGCAUCAAAGGGUUGAUAUUUUUAAACUUUUUUUAGUCACACUUUCUCUCUACGACAGAAGGGGCAACCACACCACUGACACCCUCGUUCACACCAAAGGGUGAGAACUAGCCAAGCCACCUCCACCGGAGGACUGUCUUUCUCAAUUGUGCUGUUUAUUGCCAUAGCCCCUCAGAGUGUCCCAACUGCCCUGAGAUCAAUCAAGGAAAAUUUCUUAAAUAAAUAAAUUCCAAAGAGCCAAAGUGUCAACUUACGGAUCAUUUUUAAAGCUUAAAUUUAUUAACCACCCUUGGUGGUAAAUAAUGAAUUAUGAAUCUGCAGGGCAGCCUUCUCAGAUGACAGAUUAAAAAAAAAAAGAAAACCAACCAGAGAGAGAGAGACUCUACUUUGUGCAGCGAUUGUUGUUUUCUAUAUGAAUUGUCUUAAUUUAAAAAUCUUGCUGUUGCAAAUUGGACCUUUAUACACUUUCUGAAAAGAAUUGAAAAGAGCAUAUUUAACCUUUUCUGGCUGUAAAUGGUUAACUUCCUGUAACUGCCAGUGGCAGUGAGGUGUGUGCGUCCUGCUUAUGUACAAUUGUUUUCAGGGCUUCUGAGAAUGAGUCUAAAUGGUUCUUGAAAAUUAGCCAGGAUCAAGUACUAUUGCAGACAAAGCCAAUAAAAAUUGUGGAUGUCUUUUAGGGAUAACAAGUUUGGAAGAAAAGUGCGGUCCAUACAACCAAGAUUUGGAAAAGAUGUACAUAGCAACAUGUUUGGUGCAUGGUUUUUGAGGAGGGCUUUUGUCAAAAAGGAGGUGUAACCUUUCCCCCACAGACCUGAGAGCUGUGCCUUUUCUAUGCAAUAUUACAGACGUUACAUCAGAACCCAGAUGGUUGUAUUCACAUGUAGGUUUGGGCUGUAAUCUGAACAAUUGGACAGAUUAAAUGUACAUGGAAAUGAGCAGUCUUACUUUUGUAGUUUUAUAUUAUACAAUAAACAGUUAAAAGAUGA